This is a messenger RNA of Saprolegnia parasitica CBS 223.65, 918 nucleotides long. RefSeq names its product serine/threonine protein kinase. NCBI's taxonomy places the organism in Eukaryota, Oomycota, Saprolegniomycetes, Saprolegniales, Saprolegniaceae. The record is from RefSeq and is a predicted model, not a curated record. The coding region runs from base 1 to 885 and encodes 294 amino acids. The transcript is spliced from 2 exons. Gene Ontology annotation, molecular function: protein kinase activity; ATP binding. Gene Ontology annotation, biological process: protein phosphorylation.
AUGCUGCAGCUGGACGCGUCCAGCCUCGUCGUGUCCGAUGCCAAGCCGAUCGCGUCCGGCGCGUUUGGCGACGUCUGGCGCGCCACGCACCUCGCCACCAACGCCACCGUGGUCAUCAAGCGCAACAAAGACCGCCGACCCGAAGCCAUCCACGCCUUCAUCCAAGAAAUCCUCCUGCUCGCCAAGUACAUUUCCAUCCUCUCGAAACCAUCGACAUGCCAUUACGAUAGACUCCAGAGCCCGUACAUUGUGACGCUUCUCGGCGUGACGUGGCGUCGGCUCCUCGACAUUGAAGCGGUGCUCGAGCACAUGCAAGCGGGCGACCUCCGGAGCUACCUCGCGAAUUCCGGUCGGCACGCGAUCCCGUGGGCCGAGAAGGCGCUGCUCUUGCAGAGCAUUGUGUACGACCUCGUGUUUCUACACACGUUCACCCCCGUCGUCAUCCACCGCGACCUCAAGUCCCGCAACGUUUUGCUGGACGCGUCUGGCGGCGCCAAGCUCACCGACUUUGGCGUCUCGCGCGAGCUCUGCGACUCGCGCGCGCUGACCAACGGCAUUGGCACGUUCCAAUGGAUGGCCCCCGAGGUUAUCAACGGCUCGUCGUACAGUGAGGCGGCCGACAUUUACUCGUUUGGGGUGCUUGUAUCGGAGAUGAGUACGCACGAGGUGCCGUACACCCAGCGCUGUUUCUCGUCGCAGAGUGCGCAGAGUCUUUUGACCAAGGUCGCGAGCGGCGAUCUGCGACCCGACUUUGACGCGAUGUCGCCGCCUUGGGUCCACGAGGUCGGUGCGCGCUGCUUGGCGUGGGACCCAUGUCUGCGACCGACCACUUUGGAGCUCACGGUGUUGGUGCGGCAGUUUGUCGAUAGUCUUGUGGACGACUAAUCCGCUUGAAAAUAGUGGAGUAUUGCAUCAUGA